CGGAAAGAAAGAAAAAAGAAGCAGAAAAAGUCGAUCCAGACGGCCAACGACGGCCAAUAUCGACCUCGACUCUUCCACCCAGUUUCUAACUUCUCUCAAUAUACAUCCCGAUCUCUUCUCUCUCUUCUGCGUGUCUUCCGUUGCAUCGUAAACCCACGCUUGCAAUCUAACGUUCCGAGCCUCUUUCUCGCCUUCCCUGCCACCCAAAUCCACCUCGAAGUCUCGGUGGCUUCCGUUCUUCGGCCUCAGCACCAUGUCCCAAGCCAGCCCGCCCAUCGUUCCCCCUUGGGCCACUUCGCUCUUGCAAGGUCCCAGGAACGAUAGCACGUCAAGCACGCCCUCCAAGGGAAAGAGUCCGGCUCUUCAUUCUGCUACCCCCGGAUCUACACUUGCCGCUCCUGCGUCUCGCCCUACCGUCAGGAUAACCUCGACCCCGACCUCUGCCUCGACCUCGACCUCAACCUCGACCUCAACCCCGAAGCCGAACCCGAAGCCGAAGCGGAACCAAAAUAGAGAAACACACGACGAUCCAUCACGAAGCCCGGAGCCAGCUCGUGUCGUCAGCGACCUCGCCCCGCCCCCGUCUGACCAGGCCUCAGGAGCCGGUCCGGGGCCUAUCCACGUCGCGCCUCCCUUGGCCGUGAGCAAACCCCCGGUCGGAGCCACCGAUGCCAGCAAGUCUUCCUUCUCCGGCAGCUCCAGAAUCCAGUCAUUGCAGAAGCAGUGGGAACAUAAUCAUUCUGACACGCCGUCCACGUCCGCAGACCCCUCCAAGAGCGUCGCCAUCACGGGCGAUGUCGGCCGGCGUACUUUCAACACGGAGCAUCGCACUUCCACCAGACCUUUAGUUGAUGUGCCUUCCUCGUCAUCCUCUGACGAGUCGGAUAUCCCUUCCCAGCUGCCGACCGUGGCUUCUCGUCGUCUUAUCCGGAAUCACCCGGGCCAAAAUGGGUUCCGAGUCUUGUCAGGCCCGAAUAGAAAGCGGUCGCCUGGAGACCCGGCUCCUGGGUUGCCCAGCUACAAACGUCGUCAUACCGAGUCCGCGGCCGGUGUUGAAGAGACGACGCUCUCCUCGUUGACUUUACUCAAGAACGAACAGGACCGGGUCCCUUCGAUAGUUCCGCCGAGACAGGAAGUUCAACCUGCGUCAACCCUAACUGCCCGAGCACCGGGUCCUCAGAACCCUGCCAGCGGAGGAGCAACGCGCCCGACCUUUAUUCCCAUCAGCCGGACGAAUGAACCACUGACAUCCUCUUCCGAAUCUGAGUCUGACCUUGAGGACGAGGUAGAAGACAAAGUUGACGACGAGGUAGAAGAUGAGGAUGGGGAUAAGGAUGUGGACUCGGACGAGGGAGAGGAGGCAGAAGAUGGGGACGUUGACGAGGACGAGGACAUGACCCUCAUGGACCAAACGACACCCCAGUCGCAGGACGAAGGAUACAGUGCGGACCGCUCGGGCAUAUUCCUCCCGGGAGUCAAAACGCGAGGAGCAAAGACCUCCUCCCACCCGGAACCCUUACUCUUGACUACGGACGGAGACCGGCCCUACAACAUGUGGAAGCACCCCGGCGACGGCAGCCUCGUAUCCACCAACGGAGCCCUGUUGCCGGCAGGUUACACCCCGUAUCACGACCCCGACAACCCUGACCUUGAAUGGAUUUGUCCCGUUCGCGACUGCAGAAAUUUAUUAGGCGGUGUUACGAGACUUGGCGCUCACAUGAACGCAAAACACCACCAUUCCACCUUUAAUGACAACGGGGACGGGACCCUGACCUGGGUGGGCCGCUACACUAACCAACCAGGAAGACCAUCUGUGCCCAUUGUCGUAUCGACGAACCCCCCAGGUCCUGAUGAGCCGCCUCCCGUCCAACCGACCGUGCCGGCCUACAUUGCUCAGGAGAAGAAACGAGCGAAGAAGCUUGCCCGACUACGCCUGUCUUCCCGGAAACACGCCCCCAAAAACAAAAAAAGCAAAAGCAAAAGCCGCAUAAGCGCUGCAAUGACCGACGACUCCGCACCCGGCAAGCUGCUGCCACGGAAAACCUCGGUGAUUGAGUAUCUGCACCAACAUUUCGGUCCGGAGUUGCAGUUGCCGGACAAGGGGGGUAGCCAGAUGGAGCUCCUCCAAUUACCGCGGCAACGCGACCUGCCCCCUCGCUGGGGACUUCAUUAUAGGUUCCACACCUGGGGCGCGCCCCCCGUCUUCUCCGUCGCUCUCUACCUCACGGGCGACGUCGCCAGGGACGGGCGCUGUCAGGUCUGCACAGCGGGCGACGGCAUCUGGAGGCAGUGCGUCGUGGCUCCUAAGGGGGCCUCGGCGGGGCUCCGGGAACGCCUCAAGGGGACAUGCGCGGGGUGCUUGUUCCGGUCCAACAAUAGGCGCCACCGCAACAUUUGUUCGUUUCUUGUCGGGAAGCUGGUGGCGGACGAUUUGGCCGAUCGUGAAGUCCUCGCGGAACCGAUCCCGGUUGAUGAUGUCCCUACCCCUACUCCUGCCCCUGCCCCUGCCCCUGCCACUGGCGCGGCCCUGGCCCUUUCGGCGGCAGAGCCAGCCGGUUCGGCACGUCCGAUACGCAGUACGAGACUGGCGAGGCUGGAGAGGUCCAGCACAGAUGUCACGACUGGUGCUGCUGCUGCUGCUUCUUCUGCUGCCGUUGUUGCUGCAUCGAGGCCAACACGGUUGAAGUCUUCACCGAAACCGUCAUGGACUGACAGCAUAAUCAACCCCGGGGCACCGGUGAUAACGGCAGAUGUAUUGGAGAUGGAGGACUGGGAGGUUGCGCCAGGCCGGAUUCGCGAUAAUGCGGAAUCGGCGGCUGAUAAUGUGGCCUUCUCCAACUCGUACCUGACGUCCAACCGCGCGAUUCCCGUCUCCAACGAUGUUAGUUUCAACGUGGUGGUGCUCAAACCGGGCAGUUCGACGCAGCUCGCGGCGGAAGACGACAAGAUGCGCCUGUGCUCGCUGGCCACGGGCAAGGUGCGUGUUCGGAUGGACGGGGUGGACGAAUUCGUCAUGGGGCCGAACGGCAUGUUCAAGGUGCGGUCGGGGGUGGGUUGUUCGGUGCAGAACCGGCUUUACAUUGAUGCCGUGCUUCACAUUACGACCAUCACCGAUGAUUAGGCGAGAUGGUUAUUCCUCUUUUCUCUCUCUGUUUGCUGUAUUGCUGGGGCAGAAGAGGGGGAGUCGUGGUAGCAAAAGGCGUUGGCUGGGUGUCUCGAUGGCUUUGGUGGUUAGGGAUAUUACAUUCUGCGAACACUUUACUACCUCUUGGGAGCGGAAUCGGCCCUGGGCUUUCAUCUUUCUCUGCAGUUUAUGAGCCAUGGGGCCGCUGAGACCACAGGUAUAUAAUGUGCCUAGGAGAGGGGACUGGGAGCAGAGGAUUACGUUUAUAGCCGCUGCCACAAGCAGGAGUCAAGGCGGGUUGAAACUUGAAAGCGUUGAAAUCGUUGACUCUUUCAAU
Messenger RNA from Sodiomyces alkalinus F11, 3461 nucleotides. RefSeq lists its product as hypothetical. NCBI's taxonomy places the organism in Eukaryota, Fungi, Ascomycota, Sordariomycetes, Glomerellales, Plectosphaerellaceae. Bases 254 to 3121 code for a protein of 955 amino acids. The record is from RefSeq and is a predicted model, not a curated record. The transcript is spliced from 4 exons.